Cyprinus carpio (common carp) is the source of this 2342-nucleotide messenger RNA. It is a transcript of the gene prc2, whose product is annotated as protein regulator of cytokinesis 2. The record is from RefSeq and is a predicted model, not a curated record. Gene Ontology annotation, biological process: microtubule cytoskeleton organization; mitotic spindle midzone assembly. Gene Ontology annotation, molecular function: microtubule binding. NCBI's taxonomy places the organism in Eukaryota, Metazoa, Chordata, Actinopteri, Cypriniformes, Cyprinidae. Gene Ontology annotation, cellular component: spindle; mitotic spindle midzone; cytoplasm.
UACAAAACACACGCUAGUUAACGUUACACACAGUACCUCUUUUUAGUUUUGAUGCGAGUUUUACUGACGCUGUAGAAAUUUUAAAUAACUAUCUAACGUAAAUAACUAAAGUCUUGCUGAUCUUUUUUGUUGUCGUGAGCCUUAGGUUGUAAGAGGUGUUUAAGGGGUUACGACUGCUAAAGGGAUAACGUUAGGUCAUCCAAUAAAUAAUAAUAAUAUAUUCUAUCAUCAUUUGCUCACUCUUAUGUUGCUUUAAAAUCGUUUGACAUUCUUCUCUUGAACUUAAAAGUGAAGCUCUGGCGUUCUCUCUGGUGACUGAGAUUAAUCAUGCCAUGGCCAGGCUUGUGGACAUAUGGGACAGUAUCGGCAUCAUGGAGGAGCAGAGGGUCGAACGAAUGCAAACUGUGAAAAAACAUAUAGAUGAGCUUUUGCAUUCAAUGAUUAUGGAGGAAGAGGCCUUAAGACAUCGCAUCAAAACCGAUGUCAUUACCUUCCAGAAACAAUUGGAUACACUGUGCUUGGAACUGGGACUGGAACCAUACAAAUUGGAGCAAGACCUUACAGUCCUCCAGAUGGAGAAGAACCUGCGGUGCCAUGUUGAAUCUCUUCUAAAGGAGAGGAAUGAACGUUUAAGAGAGCUGAGUGAUUUGAAGAAGCAGGACGAGGAUUUGUGCGUAACUUUGUGCUCUACUCCAUAUUACAUCCCAUCGGGAAGUGUGCCUUCUCGAACCCAGCUGCAGGAACUCCAGGAACAUGUUGAGAAACUCGUCAAAGAAAAAGUGAACAGGGAGAAGGUGUUCUCUGGGCUCAGGGAGGACAUCAGGAGCCUGAUGGACGAGAUGGGACAUGAACCGGAGAGCAGUCUGGAACGGGAGUCCAUCUGCCCUGACACUGAUAUUUUUCUACUCACGCAUGAUAAUAUCAAAGCCUUGAAACUGCUGCUCAGCCAGCUUGAAAUGAAAAAGGAAUCCUUGAUUUCAGCCCGAGACAAACUCAAAGAGCGAGCUACGAGCCUGUGGAAUCGUCUGAGUUGUCCUGAGCCGGAAGGCGAGGCAUUCCGAGAGGCUGCUAUGAGCACUCUAUCUGAUGAUAUCAGACGGUGGCAGGGCUAUGUGGAACAUCUGGAAGAGCUACAGAUGGCUCAGCUGGAGGAGGUGAUUGAUAAGGUCCGACAGGAGCUUAUGGUUCUGUGGGACAAAUGCUUGCUUGGACCAGAACAGAGAGAGCCGUUCAGUGUUCACUUCUGUGAUGAUCACUACACAGAGGAGCUGCUGGCCCUCCAUGACACUGAGCUGCUGAGAAUGAAGGCUUUCUAUGAGGCAGCACAGCCCAUACUGGAGGACCUGGAGAAAUGGCAGAGGAACUGGGCUCUUUUUCAAGAGUUUGAGAGAAAGGCUGCAGAUCCCAAUCGCUUCAGUAACAGAGGAGGAUCUCUGCUCAAAGAGAGUAAGGACAGGGCCAAAGUGCAGAAACUGCUUCCAAAGCUGGAAGAGGAGUUAAGAAGCCAUGUGGAAGUUUGGGAAAAGAAUCAGGGGACUUCCUUUCUUGUGCAAGGUCAAAGGAUCAUGGAUUACAUCUCCAGCCAGUGGGAAGAGCAUCGCUUGCAGAAAGACAAGGAGAAGAAUGAACGGAUGACAAAGAAAACAGAAACCUCUCAGUUUAAAACUCCGACAAAGAGACCCCUCGGAUCAACAUAUACCACCCCCACCCCUAACAAAAUCAAAAAGAUGCCCAAUAUGUUGGCUCCUCGCACUGCCACCGUGAGCAGCGUCAGUAGCUCCAGCAGCAACAGUGGCGGCUCAUCCACCACAUUUCUGUGUGUGCCAGGAAGACCUCAACUCUCUGCCAAGAGGACCAAGACUACAGAGGCCAGUUCUGGCCCACGUGUGCCGCUGCAGGAGUUCAACAGUGACAAGAAACCGCUUCCAAUCAGCUACUCGGCCUUUACCAGCGAGCUCUCCAGGAAAGCCAACAAUGAUGCUUUUCUCAAUUCCACCGUUAAAGACAUGCUUUGAUUGGACUGCCAACAUUUGAUACUUUUUUUUAUUAUUUAUUUUUUUAUGAUGUUUAGGUCACAAAUAAUAAUGUCAGGAUUGGGACUGUACAGGAUACAACUAUUCUCAGGUGUUUGUCUUAUUUACCUUUGACCAAUGCAGUGACUUUCCAGAGACAUUGUUUUGCUUGUUUUAAAAGUCACAAUUAUACAUAUUUUUUUAUCUGCUUUAUUUUUUGUCAUUGUUUAUUUGCUCAGUCAGAUUCUGUAUUUAUUAGCUCAUAAAAGGUCAGUCAUUUGCUUGUUAAUAUACAGCACUUUUAAUAAAAUGCUUUUUAUACAUUUCAAA